Girardinichthys multiradiatus is the source of this 1489-nucleotide messenger RNA. RefSeq lists its product as uncharacterized. The record is from RefSeq and is a predicted model, not a curated record. Bases 81 to 452 code for a protein of 123 amino acids. NCBI's taxonomy places the organism in Eukaryota, Metazoa, Chordata, Actinopteri, Cyprinodontiformes, Goodeidae. The transcript has 4 exons.
UACCGCCGGGCUCAUGUUGUCAGUCCAGCGGGGCCAUUACAAAGCUCUUUCUAAGCUGCAGAUAUAAUACGAUAGAAUUGAUGCAGAACAGUAACAUAGCCUCAGAAGAGCCGCAGUACUGCCAGAGGAUAAUUUUCACAGGUCCAGAUGGAAUUGGAGACUACAGGCCGAGAUCGAAUUAUAUCCCCCUGUACAUCGGUGUGGGUUCCACUUCUCGCGAGGCCACAAGUGAUCUGAGAUAUUUAUUCCGAGCUGCUCCUCAGGCCCCCCCACCUGUGCCCAGGCAGAGCUGUGUGGGCGAGGUGGGCUGGGGAUGGCAGUAUAACCAGCUGUUGAAUGGAGAUAGGCUGCUCAGCAACAUGCAAAUCAAGAAAACAGAGAUAAGGCAAACACUGGAGGACAGAGUCACUCAGACGUUUCAGAUGAACCAGCAGAAGGAAUGUCAUCCAUGACUCAGAAAAAGUCAACACCAAGUUUUCCAGAAACAAUUAGAGCAAACAACAGGUGGCAUUCUGCCGCCCACAGAGAACGGAGGAUCUGACUUUUGAUGAGAUCCGUCAAGUCUGAUUAAACAUCUCCUAAUCAGUAUAAAGAGAUUACUCCCCAACACUUAUUUUCAAUUCACACCCUCCAGCUUUAGUGUGAAAGAGGCCUAAUUAACAAUCAGAUGAUGGAAAAAAAUGUUUUCUGCACAUCUGUGAAAGUUCAUGGCCACUUUGUGACUUUGUUCAUGGGAUAAUUGCAUGAAAUCUGAACUUUUAUACAUUAUUGACCAUAAAAGCAAGCCAAGAAAGUGUUAAAAAGUGUGAAAAUUUCAACAAUAUGUCAGUAAUUCCUCAAACUUGACUUUAUCUCCAGAAAUUACUUUGACAUCCAUGCUGGUAUUGUUUUUCGGAGCUCUUUUGUCCCUCACACACUUGUACAGUGACCAACAUUUUACAUUGUUAUUUGAGAAGCACCCGUUAAUCCAUCCCCAACGGCUACAGCAAUCAAAUCCCCUUAUGUCUGCUGUAGAUAACAGAACAGGUUAUUUGGUGCAUUAGAAACCAUCAGUUUCCACAUAAUGAGCCAAGCAGACAUCCAUUUGUUGGGGUCAACUUCAAUUGGCUGAUGACAUCUUUGCUAUAGUGGAGUUGCCCCUACUCUGGUGGGCCCUACACCUGAGGGCAUCUUGAGGCUGAAUUUGUUGAGCAUUUCCAAGGCAGCCCUACAUGUGUGUACCUACUAAUCUUCUUUAGCUUUCCUGUAGAGCUGGUAUCUCCAGCCUGAUAUUUUCUGUGUUUGUUUGACUUCUUUGUCAGGCUCCUCCACCUGAAACCACAGAAAGCAAAGUGUGAGCCCUUUUGCAUUUUGCACAUUGCACUUUCUUGCUUAAGAGUAAUUUCAAAUUCUAAAAUCUUUGUUUAAGCUAUAGGUCCAGCAAAUGUGUAUUUAAGAAUCACUAAUACAAUCAAUCUGAAUGUACUGAAUUAAAAUGAAUUGUAAUACG